Molecule: messenger RNA, 270 nt
Organism: Strongylus vulgaris
Lineage: Eukaryota; Metazoa; Nematoda; Chromadorea; Rhabditida; Strongylidae
Source: the annotation of a GenBank genome assembly
AUGAAAGCAGUCAAUGCUGUUGACAAUCUCAGGCUGCUCAGCGUUAGCACAGAUGCAAAUGGGCUGACUGCUGACACCUCGCCGUAUGGGCGACGCACCGAACGAGUAUUUACCCAUACUUGCGUAUGCAUUGGAUACCCAUCACAGAUUGACGAUGCGCUCAACUGUUACGUGCAUGGGGGCUGUUCACAAUGCUUGGGAUAUUUGCUUGGAUUACCAGAUGGUCGACUAAACCAAGUACUUAGACACAAUGCGGGAGGAUCAACAUAG